This is a messenger RNA of Physcomitrium patens, 2568 nucleotides long. The record is from RefSeq and is a predicted model, not a curated record. Lineage: Eukaryota; Viridiplantae; Streptophyta; Bryopsida; Funariales; Funariaceae.
GAUGGGAGGAAGGGGUUGUGGUGGCAGAUUUGGUGACUUAUUGAUGGAUUAGACGUGACGUGAUGUGAUUGAUGAUCAGUAAUGUCUGGUGGGAACUCGAGGGUGUUUGGUGGACAACGGUGGUGGUACCGUAGUAGGGUCGGGAGAGGCAUGAGGGUGAGAGAGAGGAAGAGCGAGAGCACAUGGAGGUUCUGAUCUGAGAAUGGUUCCUCCACUCCCUGGAGAAUUCUGGAAAUCUAUUGCAAAUUCCCUUCUCCCCCCCCCCCCGGAGAUUUGUCAUAACCUUCUUGUGGAGAGGCGCUGUGGAGAUUUCUUGGUUUGAUUCUGCGCGAUCCGCCCUUGGUAUUGGAGGUUGACGGCUGUUUAUUAUUAUUAUUAUUAUUAUUUUUUCUUGUUAUUUUUUCCCUUGGAAUGUGAAGAUUGAUUCGACGCAAAGCGACUAAGAGGCCUUUGAAGCGGUGGUUGUCAACUGUUCCGCUUAAGCUUGUGCUAUAUUAUCUGAUUUUGGAAUGCCGGCGCUGUGGGGGAAUUGAAUUACGAGAUUGAGUGCUUUUGUGAUCAUGCGGUUUCUGAAACGUCUUCGUCGUUCUUUUUUGUUACGGGCUUUAAAUCUUCCCGUGGUUCACCUUCUCCGAGGACCGUCUUGACACUCAAGGAGAGGAUAGAGUUCAUGUCAAGCUGUGACUAAUCAUCACGGCUUUAAAUUAUCUAGUGCUCGAAGCAUUCCAGUGUGUAAGCACAUUGGAUGGGAAGCAGAUCAAGAAACAAAAGGGGACAAUUCUUCAGGAGUUUUUCCAACUCCUCGGAGAAGAAAUGCCAAGCGUGGCAGCCGCUGCCUUGAAUCAGGAUCCCGAAAAUGCUGCCAUGGUUAUGAAUGACGGUGAAGACGAAUCUUCUUCAAGCAAUGCCACAGUUAGCCUUGACUCCAAAAUCUGGAACAAGUUACCACCCGAGCUUUUAGAAAAAAUACAUCUGUGUUUGCCUCUCAUCAGCCUCGUCCGAUUCCGAUCCGUCUGCAAGGCCUGGGAUCGAAGCGUCUUCGACGAAGGGUUUAUCCAAGCGCGGAAGCAAAGCGUGUCUCAGAAGCCAUGGAUUAUCGUCACUACAACAGCGCUCUCCAUGUCUAUGUUUGAUACAGGUGACGAGACAUGGAUUGACAUUCCUAUCCCUUUCAAUGCAAGCAAAGUGCAUGUUGUAGCAGCGGCAGGAGGCUUGCUGUGUUUCUCCAAUGCCUGGUUCCAAUGGCCGGGAAUGUACGUCGGCAACCCGGUGACCAACCGGUGGCGUCACUUGCCCCCCAUGAACACCUUCCUCAUCAUCACAGUCGGUAUGGUAUACUUCGACGACACCCAGACCUUCAAAGUGUUUGUCUGCGGCCGCCGCGAAGAUGACAACCUCAUCACCGAGGUUUACGAUUCAGUGGAGGAUAGCUGGACACCGGGAGGGCUUCCGGCUGCAUCUCGCAAGUAUGGCGGCGACACUCUGGUGUGGCGUGAUGGUGUCUUCUACUGCCUCACAUUCCCUUACAGCACCCUGAACCUCAUCGCCUACGACCUUGCCAAAGGUAUCUGGUUCGACGUCCCUGUGUACAUGCCGUCAGCCAUCAUGUCCCCCAACGUCGUCGCGUGCCAUGACAAACUUCUGCUGAUUUAUGCAAUGGAGGCAGAGGAAGGACAUUUUGUCAUACGGGUGUCGGAGCUAGACUUCGAUAUCUACGAGUGGGUGGAGGUCGAGAGAAUGCCUCCUCAAAUGUGCCGAGAAUUCGAGAAUCUGAUGGUGCAGACGAAGCCACUGUGCUGCUUCAGCACGGGGGACUUGAUUUUCUUCACGAUUUCAAGCAACACUACCUAUUAUCCUGGCGCUGUGUUCGACUUGAAGAAUCGGGUGUGGACGUGGUGGCCGUCAGCGGGCUUCCCACCUCACCUUCCUGAAGUCAACAUGGGCCGCACCAUCGGGUUGAGCUUCGAGCCCCGAUUGCAUGCACUUGUCUGAGCGUGUGUCGAAAUCAUGUGGAUAUCUAUUGAAGUAAUCCAUGAGUGAGUUCCACCAUGCAACGCUGGGGAGCUUAAGCCCCAAGACUCGCAACAUUACUCAUUUUUUUUGAGGAUUUUGGGGACAGCGAAGGUGAACAUCGCGGAAAAUUAACGGAUCCAGGAUUGAAGAGUGUCUUGUUAUUGGUGAAAGCUGUGCCGCUGAGAAGUAUCCGGGAGCCUGGUUGAUCUGCCAAGCAGAUCUCCUCUUUUUAGUUCAAUAUUCUUUGAUCCAAUAUUUGGUUUAGGGCCCACGUUUGCACUUGAUUUGCACUCAGGAUGGUCUAAAUUGUCAAACGAUAGAGAGGUUGUUGUAGCUCGUUGUUACGGAGUUAGCUGGAAUUACCAAUCUUUUUUUCCAUGUAUAGUGUUUUAUAUGAAACGUUGUAGUUGACAGGCAGAAACUUGUGCAAGGCUUCUCUUGAACCGCACUAUUGGAAGAUGCAUCAGUUGCUGCCCUGUCUCAAUUUGGUGGUACUUAAAAUGUGUUGAGUAUUAGUUUUCCCAAGGAAACUCUAUCAGCGUGUUUUAAGCUUCA